UUAUUUUUCAGGUGUGGACAGAAAUAUAUGUAAGACUACGUCCAUUCGACCAGGAUAAUUUGUCAGGAUGGCGUUGACCUUAGAGUCUCAAACUUUGGCUGGGGAUAGCAUGGAAUUUACCGCGUCAUCAAAAGCCUUAUCCGAUCCGAUCAUUCUAGAUAUCGUUCUCCCCCUGCUAAAUGUCCCCAGCUUGAAGGCUGCUCGCCUCACCUGUCGUCAAUGGUGCGAGAUCGCCACUCCGCUCUUAGGACAGCGCACGUUUCUCAACGGCAACAAAUUUGACACUUUCAAAGCCACCCAGCAGACUGACCUCGUAGUUGAUGACCAACUGCUCAAGCGACUCUACUUCUCCUCGGCAGGUCACCGAAACGACUUCUCGCUGCCCUAUGAGAACUGGCCCAAUGUGAUCAAGAGGGUAAUCUCCGCCAUCCCGCAGGCUGCACAACUCACACGUGAACUGAGCAUUGAAAUUGGAAACCUCAACUUCGUCAAUACACAUUUCCGAGGGAUGGAGAGUUGGAAUGCAUUGAACUUAAAACAUGUUACCGUCUCAGUCUACAUGACUUGCAACAUGAUUCCUCCGUUCGUUGGUCAAGUCCCUCUUCACAACACCCUCACCUCGCUCAAGUUUAAGAUGGACUUUAGGAAAGGUGUCUGGCCUGGCGAAUACUAUUUCAACCAGGAAAUUCUGCUCCCCAUUUGGCGAGCCUGGCUAUGGUCGGCCCCUAAUUUAACGAGUUUGGAAAUCGAGGGAACCACCUGCCCUAAUCUGAUAUCUUGCGAUAGUCUGAAAGUUUUAAAAUUCCGAUUUGAAGGGAUUGACGAUCUAGUUGUUGCCUUGGAUCUGGCCGCCGUGACCAGAAUGUUGGAACAGGUCAAGGGUUCUCUCGUUCAUGUCGAGCUGGAUUAUUUCACACGUGGAAUUUCUACUCUACAGAGGGUGGGCAAGUUGGCCCUUCCCGUCAUGCCAAAUGUUGUGGAUCUUCUUGCCGCGGAUGUUUACCAAAUUCUGGACUUGCUGAAUGAGCACAGCCUCCCGAACUUGAAGAACCUCACGCUCGUCAACUUUUUCGAGACACCGGGGUUAGAUUAUCAUCCAAAUUUUUGGACGCCGCACCACGGAAUCCAAUCUCUCACCUUGUCCCUGGCUGGUUCUACGAAAUGUAAUCAAUUUGCUGCAACACUGGUCAAAUUGUAUCCCAGCGUGACGAAGCUUGAUUUUACGUGGAAACUUUUCGGUUUAGAAAACCUUGACCUGGGGUUAAUGGAACCCUUCAAACUCUGGAAUCUGAACGUGGCGAAUGUGGUGAUGAAACAAGUAUGUGAUUCCAACAUCGUCAUACCAGUCAUAAGGACCAUAUUGAACUGGAAGGGCGUCAAAACGGCCAAGUUUUACUUUUACUUGAAUUUGACAAAGUCAAGAUUUACGGGUCAUUUGGAGGAAAUGAUUCACUUUAGUGACUUUUUCAAAACUUUGGAAAUGGGGGUGUGCCUCGACUCAGAAUUUGUGGAUCAGAUGCGAUCCAUAUUUGAAGCUAGAAGAGCUGCAAUAAAUGUCAAGCGAGUUGCGGUCGAAGAGAUAUUUUCAUAAAUCUACCAAUUUUCUACAAAUUUAUUAACUCUAGAUUUUAUUUAAAACGAAUCUCAAUAAUUUAACAAUUGAUCUGCAUUUUGAUAUUACAAAUCUUAUUUAGUCUUCCAUUUUUUCAAAUUGUUACGGUGUUGUUAAAAGAAUUUAUAUAUAUAGCUUAUUAGCUAAGAAAUUAGACAAUUAGUGGAUACGGGUAUGACAUUGAAAUUGUUAAUUAUUUAAUUUGGGUUAAUUUUGUUAAUAAA
Molecule: messenger RNA, 1836 nt
Organism: Folsomia candida
Lineage: Eukaryota; Metazoa; Arthropoda; Collembola; Entomobryomorpha; Isotomidae
Exons: 6
Coding region: 68-1591 (507 amino acids)
Source: RefSeq, a predicted model, not a curated record